Cooperia oncophora is the source of this 501-nucleotide messenger RNA. Lineage: Eukaryota; Metazoa; Nematoda; Chromadorea; Rhabditida; Trichostrongylidae. The record is from the annotation of a GenBank genome assembly.
AUGGGUGACUUUGGUGCUUCGACGAGUGCCCAGUUGGCAAGGAAACUUCCUGGUGUACCGAAACGGACGCAGAUUGUGUCAAGUGGAAAGAGGGCUGCGUAUCGAACGCUAUCAGAAAUGCCCGAUGAAGACUGGGGAGUGCCAGAUGUGUGUCUACAGAAGACUGCAGAGGUUAUGUACAUUAUGGAAAUGAAGAAUUGUCGAGCAGCAAUGGGUCAACUGAAGGUGAUGACAGAUGGUAAUCGCAACUGGGCGCUCUUUUCGCCUACUGAUUCUCGAAUGCCGCGUAUGAUGAUACCUGCUGAUCAGCUGCCCUCAGGGUUCUUCGAAAGGCCGCAGGAUUUUGCAAAGUUCAUCUUUGUUGCAAGAAUGGUGGAAUGGCAAGCAACGGCGCAGUUUGCAAGAGGAAAGUUGGAACGUACGCUUGGUGUGGCUGGAGAUGUAGAGAAAGAAUUCAAGUAUCGUCGUGAUCUUCGUGAUAAUGUCGUCUUCACCAUAUAA